Messenger RNA from Zootoca vivipara (common lizard), 3868 nucleotides. Its product is annotated as radial spoke head protein 3 homolog B-like. The record is from RefSeq and is a predicted model, not a curated record. Gene Ontology annotation, cellular component: cilium. NCBI's taxonomy places the organism in Eukaryota, Metazoa, Chordata, Lepidosauria, Squamata, Lacertidae.
UGCUGCUCCCAGCCCAGGCCUCUUGGAGCCAGAGGCUUCUGCGAGGAGCCAGCAUGGCCUCCACAUCGGUGAUCCUCACCCGGGAAGGCACGGCGGGACCCUCUGCCACCUAUUCGUAUUGCAACCGUCCCAGGGCGUUGCCGGGCAGGCAGAAGUACCGCUCCUCCAUCGAUGCCAACGAGACAGAAGAGGAGGCCUAUCACUAUGCCAACCUCAUGUACGAGAGGCGAGUUGUUCGGGGCAAUACCUAUGCUCUUCACAUCCUACCAUGGAGCAGCGAACCCGAUCCUCUGGAGCUUCAAAGGCAGCGGGAAGCCCAAAGGAAAGCAUUGGCCAGGAGGAGAGCUAGGGAUCAGCUUCGGACGAGAACACCAGAGCCUUUAGAAGGCAGGAGGCAUGUCGACGUUCAGACAGAACUGUACCUGGAAGAGCUUGCCGAUCGUAUCAUCGAAGUGGACAUGGAAUGCCAAACAGACGCCUUUCUGGACAGGCCGGCAACGCCUCUGUUCAUCCCCGCGAAGACCGGCAGAGAUGUGGCCACCCAGAUCUGGGAAGGAGAUCUUUUCGAUUUUGAUAUUGAAGUGAGGCCAAUGCUGGAGGUGUUGGUCGGCAAGACCAUCGAGCAAGCGUUGCUGGAAGUCAUGGAGGAAGAGGAACUCGCCGACCUGCGAGCGCAUCAGUACGCAUACCAUGAGCUGCGCUGUGCGGAACUCGCUGAGGUCCAGCGUCUUGAAGAGCAAGAGCGGCGGCACAGAGAGGAAAAGGAGCGUCGUAAAAAGCAGCAGCUGGAAUUCCUUCAGAGGGAGAAAGAAACCUCGGAGAAGAUCGCGGCUCGGGCGUUUGCUCAACGCUACCUGUCGGACCUCAUUCCUUCCGUCUUCGGCAGCCUCCGGGACAGUGGAUAUUUCUAUGACCCAGUGGAGAGAGACAUCGAGACAGGCUUCUUCCCGGGGAUGCUGUCAGAGGUAGAAGAGAUAAUGGAAAACCGGGUUCUGGGCAGAACAAUAGCUGACAACUUAAUCCGAGACACGGUGGAAAUGAGGCUAGACUGUUACGAGAAAAAAGUGUUGCCGGUACGGCCAGAGGUUGUCUUACCUCCCGCCCCAGAAUAUGUGAUGAUUCCUUCCAAGGAAUUAUUGUUCGGCUCGACCCCGGUUCCACAGGAAGUCAUGGAACAGCUGGAAGCCCUUGGCCAACUGGAACCCUUGGAUCAGCUAGAUGUUUCCAGCCAAUUGGAAGCCUUGGAAAAGCUGGAAGCUCCUGACCAACCCGAAGCCUCGGAACAGCCACCAAUUUCUGACCAGCCGGAAGUCCCAGCCCCAGAUCAGCCAGAAUCCGCUCCAGAUCAGGAAAAAACAGCAGAGGAGCCGGAAUCCAAGGAGCCACAGUGAUGACUAAAUGAAUCAGGGAUCCCUUGCCUAGAGGAGGUCGCACCAACGCAUUUGUGCCAGCCGACAAAAUGCUGAAUUUAAUUGGUCCUGGUGCAAGCAAUAAAUAGAAAGCUGCGGUUUUUCAAAAAUACGUGCGAGGUCUAUGCUCUUAUUAGCCCCCCCCCCCCAAACUCGGCACUAAGAAACAUCCCACUAGUUUUCAACGAAUUCCUCUUCUUUUUAAAUUUGUGCAUGUUUCCAUUAAUUGUUCGCAAGUUAAAUGUCCCUAAAUAAAUCCCAGACGGCAUCUGGUAGAAGUUUGUUGUUAUUUAAGUUCUGUUGAAGUCAGCUAAACUUGUUGAGUGGGUUCGAUUUCAAUGGGACUAGAAGUGGUGACAAAGUUCUGCCAGAUCUGUGUGUUGACGUUUAGAAAGUUUUUUAGCAAUCUUUGCAUUGUUUAACCAUAGUUAUUUGCAUUAUAACCAUAGUAUCUGUGUUAUUUGACCAUAAAAUGUGCUUUGUUAUUUUCUGGAGAAUGUUUGUGUGUAUGUGCAUGCAUAUAUAUACAUAUAUAUCAUGCAUAUAUAUACAUAUAUAUUUAGAAAGCUUAGGAUAAUUUCAUUUUUACCUAGUUGCCUUAUAAGUCUGAUUUAUUCAUGACUUCAGCAAAAAGGAGGUUUUUCUUUUAAUGUUAUUUUCCUAGUACAAAAGAAAUCAUCGUGGAGAUAAAUAGAUUGGUUGUUGUUGUUGUUGUUGUUGUUCUUGUUGUUGUCCCCCCCCCUAAUCUCCCACCUCUGAACCUGUUCAAUUAUUUCGUUUCAAAUGUUUCUCUUCGGAAAGCACUGUUUGUGUUUUAUCCCAUAAAGCAUUGCCGUUCAGUCGUAUUCUUAAAUAACUUUAAUGCCUUUCCAUGUUUGUGUUUUACCUAUGAUUGUAUCUAUCAUUUUUAGAUUAAUUUGGUUUUUAUGCAAUGGUAUUAUAUGUAGGAUUUUUUUGGGGUGUGUGUGAAUUGACCAAGAGCUCAUCCAGACCUGUACUUGUGCCGUGUCUAGAAAGCCCAGUUUUCUGCUUGUCCCACCUGCCCUGCAUCAAUAAAUCAGAGCAAACAUCAGCCCAACCCUACCCAAGUGAUGUGUGCUCUGAUUCAGCAGUAAAGUUUGGGUUUCCCCGGGGGAAAGUGUCAAAUAUCAAAUGUGGAUGAGCCCAAAGACAGCAAAAUCUCCCAUCCUUUAAUUUUUCUUCUCCUCGUACAAAACGAAUCAUUGAAGAGGCAGAGAAUGGCUGAUAUUUGCGUCCCCUUCCUCCGUUCUAAGGAUGCCCACCGCUUGUCUCCAGCAGAGCUCUACUCAGAACGAACCUGCCGAAAUGAAACGGAUCCGACCCAUUUUAUUUCGCCGGGGGGGGGGGGUUGACUCUGAAUAUGACCACUGCUGGAUACAACCCCGUGCAUUUAGUUGGAAAAAAAAUUCUGCUCCCUUUUAACGCGAUUUCUUAGGAGACAUCCUGUUUAAGAAAUGGGGGCAUUUAUCCUUUCUCCUCCUCCCUGUCUAUCCCCCACCCCCCAAUUUAGCACUGCCCUUUGGAGCACCAAUAAAUAUGGGGAUGGGGGUGGAAAACAGGCUUGUGCGAUUGCAGCUCUGAGCUCCCCGUAUAACCUACAUAUGGCGGCUCCUAAAUGGCAGGGCAUCAGAUGCAAUGCUAAAAGUCGCCGACAGCUGCUACCGCCUCCUCUAAGGGAAGGAUGCCCAUAGCCAGUGGGCUCUGGCAGGUGGUGUGGGACUCUUCUUUCCCCUAACCCCCCUCCCUGCCCCUUUGCCGCUCUCACCUCUCCUUCCUCUUUCUGGGGUACAAAGGGUCCAGCGGUCAAGGUUUCUUGGUUUACCAGUUGCUGUGACCCAAACUCCCUCUUCAAGGGAGAGGCAGUGGCAACGGAACAGGGAUCUAUCCGGACCCAUCAACCCUGUCCCAAACGCUUGCCAUACUUUUAAAUAACAGAGAAAGCUCUCUGGUGUCACGAAGUUCGAUGCGACGAAUGUUUAACGGUCUGCUUAUUGUUGAGGCGGGCGAUCUGGCUGUUCAGAAAAAGCACACAGAUGUCUCCGGUCUAUGCUCAGACUGCAUGCUUUUCCAAAGCAAGGAAGGAGACGCAAUCUCGCCUCCUCUCUGAGUGGCUGGAUUUCCAAAGGCAGGGAGCUGUUUUCUCUUCCCUUACACCAGGCCUCGGGAACCUGUGGCCCUCCGGGGAGAGGCUGCGGGACUCCAAUUCCCAUCAGCCCCAGCCAACGUGGCCCAUUGAGAAUGUAAUCCAGAGAUAUCUGUUGGGCCACAGAUUCCCUGCGCACGACUAUUAUUGUGAGCUUUUUCCAAACGCAUAGAUCAGCUCUGGAAACGUACGCAAUGUCAAAUCUGUUUUCCUCUUACCUGCUGCACCCCACCCCACCCCACCCCCAAAAAAGCAUUUUGUGUGAACUGAAAAUAAAGAGGAUACCACAAAGUGA